AGAUCGGCCGAAUUGCAACCUUCGUUCGCUUUGCUGUCGUGGUGGUUUGUUAUUGGGGCGGAAAAACAUAUUCCAAACGAGAUUAUAAAUAGGCACGAUGUGUGUCGUCGCCGUCGUCGUCGGGAGGAUGCAAUUAAUAGUGCAGGUGACGCAGCGGUGCUGAGGUUCUCCAGAACCCGAUCUCGUAGUGCCCCCGAAAUUCACAAACUAGGUCGACAUUUCGGGCAGAGAUAGAGAGAGCUGCAAAUCAAGCGGACCACGGGCCCAAAGCGGAGUCAACAAAGAGGCGGCGAAGAGAAGCGUAAACGUCGCAAUCGAAAUCGAAGCCAACGUUGUUUCAACAGCACACGUUCAAAGUGAAGGUCAACGUCACAGCGACUCGAGCGGCAAGUCUGGCGGCCGAAACCGAAAGACAAAGCGAUCCAGCGUCUCCAUCGGUAGUCGUAGCAUCCAGAUAGCCAGCACCAUGACCACCAAAACCACCGCAUCCUUUGCUCCUGGCCAGCGGCUGAUGCUCACCUUCCUGGUGGCCCUCUGCAUCCUGGUGGCAUGCGUCCUCAGCACCGAAACCAACAUGCCCACGCAAAACAUGUCCAAUAAGGAGCGGGCGGAACUCAGGGAAGAGGCACGCGAUAUGUUCUAUCAUGCAUAUCACGCCUACAUGGAGAACGCCUAUCCAGCCGACGAGCUGAUGCCGCUCUCCUGCAAAGGACGCUAUCGCGGAGUGACGCCCUCGCGUGGCGACAUGGAUGACAUCCUCGGAAAUUUCUCCAUGACUCUGGUGGACACUCUGGACACCCUGGUGCUGCUGGGAGAUUUCACCGAGUUUGAGCACGCCGUCAAGCUUGUCAUUCGCGACGUUCAGUUCGACAGCGACAUAAUUGUGUCGGUGUUCGAGACGAACAUUCGAAUGGUCGGUGGCCUGCUGUCCGCCCACAUUCUGGCGGAGUAUCUGCAGAAGCACGCAGACACGAUGCACUGGUACAAGGGCGAGCUGCUGGAAAUGUCCCGUGAGCUGGGCUACCGCCUGUUGCCGGCCUUCAACACCUCCACGGGCAUUCCGCAUGCACGAGUUAAUCUCCGCCUGGGCAUGAAGGAUCCAAUGCUGAAAAAGUCCCGGGAGACUUGCACCGCGUGUGCAGGAACGAUUCUACUGGAAUUCGCGGCGCUGUCACGGCUAACCGGCGAUCCGAUCUUCGAGGUGCGAGCCCACGCGGCCAUGGAUGCGUUGUGGAAGCUCCGACAUCGUGGCUCUGAUCUUAUGGGCACAGUGCUAAAUGUCCAUUCCGGCGACUGGGUGCGUCGGGAUUCGGGAGUCGGCGCGGGCAUCGACAGCUACUACGAGUAUUUGUUUAAAUCGUAUGUUUUGCUGGGCGACGACAAGUACCUGGCCCGGUUCAAUCGCCACUACAAUGCCGUGAUGAAGUACGUCAGCGAGGGCCCCAUGCUAUUGGAUGUGCUUAUGCACAGGCCGCAUGCCAAGUCCAAGAACUUCAUGGACUCGCUGCUGGCUUUCUGGCCGGGUCUACAAGUGCUUUCCGGCGACCUCAAACCGGCUGUACAGACGCACGAGAUGCUCUAUCAGGUUAUGCAAAUGCACACCUUUAUUCCAGAGGCUUUUACCGUAGACUUCCAAAUCCAUUGGGGUCAGCAUCCCCUGCGGCCGGAAUUCAUUGAGUCCACAUACUUCCUGUACCGCGCCACUGGCGACCAUCACUAUCUCCAGGUUGGCAAGCGGGCUUUGAAGACCCUCCAGCAGCACGCCAAGGUCUCCUGCGGCUAUGCGGCCGUCAAUGAUGUGCGGACGGGCAAGCACGAGGAUCGAAUGGACUCGUUCGUGCUCUCCGAGACCAUCAAGUACCUCUUCCUCUUGUUCUCCGAUCCCCAGGAUCUGAUCAUCAAUGUCGAUGAGUUUGUCUUCACGACCGAAGCUCAUCUGCUGCCACUGUCUAUUGCGCAACUAGGGAAUGCCACGUUUAGCUUUCGGCAGUCGGACGAACACAACGUACUCGACUUCAUGCGCACCUGCCCCAGUUCAAAUAAGCUUUUUCCUGAGAAAGUACGCAAACCACUGCGCAACUUCAUUACGGGCUCGUGCCCUCGAACGACAGCGGGAAAGCGACUCAGCGCUCUGGACUUUCAGGCAAGCAAUGCAGAUCAUCUUCGAGCUGUUUACGACAUGGGCAUUACCAUGGUUUCGGUAGGCGACCGCAGCCAAGGCAAGGUGCGACUGUUUCAUAGUUUCUAUAAUGCCAAGAGCCACGAGGAGGGCGAAAUGGGACUGCAGUUUAUGCAGGAGAUGCUCGAGCUGACCAAGAUGCAAAGCAUUAAUCAGCUGGCGCAACUGCAGGCCGUGGCCUAUGCCACCGAUGAGAAGGCCCAGGAUUGGGUCGCCCUGAUGGCCGGGCCAUCGCACUUUAGCCCGGAAUUGAUUGGCGAUCAGUUUGUCGAGGGAGACGUGAUGCUGGCCCAGCCGCUUCGGGCCUGCGAUGAGAACCUAGAGAAUGCGGCCGAGGCGAAGGGAAAGAUCCUGGUGGCCGAACGCGGCGAUUGCACGUUCGUGAGCAAAGCGCGACUGGCCCAGAAAGUGGGAGCGGUGGCGCUGAUUGUCUGUGAUAAUGUACCCGGUUCUUCCGGCGAGACGCAGCCGAUGUUCGCAAUGUCCGGCGACGGCAAGGACGAUGUGCUCAUUCCGGUCGUCUUCAUGUACAGCGUGGAGUUCGGCAAGCUGACGGCGGUGAUGCAGCGACGGAAGCAACAGCCGCUGGGCGUUCGCGUCAUGCAGAUGGUGGAGUUCAAGCGGUGGCAACUGGCCAAGGCGCAGCGGCAAAAUCAAACCGUCGCGGCCACACAGAAGCCGGACAAAGAGUUGUAGUGGACUGUAGCUGCUGCUCCUGGAGCGCCCUCAGCGUUAACUAUUGUUUUGGGGCUACUUACCGCCUUGAAAUGGUUCUCGCCAAAAUAGAGAUAUAUAUAUAUAUUUUCUAUAUUCGUAACUUGUACAGUAUGCGAUCGUAACUAAAUUUGAAAUUCUUGUACUUUACUAGACAUGUAAGCUCGAUUUAGCUCGAUAAUGCCGCAAGUUUUUAGGGAUCUUUGCAUUUCGUGGUUGGUUCUCAGGCUAGCAAUUGGCUUCCUAGCGGCAAUUCGAUUACCGAAAAGCAUUCGCGUUCAUUCUAAUUGUACAUUUGGUCCACCUCACCGUUUUUUAGAUGGAUUUUUUACUUUCUCGUGUAAGUAAAACUUGUGUAAAUAUAAAAAACUAGAACUUAGAAACUAAUGAAGAACUAAUUAAUGAUUAGUUUUAAGUCAAAUUAGUUGGUAAUGUAGCACGUCGGGAAUGAUUGACAACAGAGUAGAUGAAAUUGUUUAGUUCUUAUACAACAAAAAAAUAGUUUAAAAUAUACGACAUAUAAUGAAAGAAACCAAA
This is a messenger RNA of Drosophila takahashii, 3430 nucleotides long. It is a transcript of the gene Edem2, whose product is annotated as ER degradation enhancer, mannosidase alpha-like 2. Gene Ontology annotation, biological process: endoplasmic reticulum mannose trimming; mannose trimming involved in glycoprotein ERAD pathway; carbohydrate metabolic process. Gene Ontology annotation, molecular function: calcium ion binding; mannosyl-oligosaccharide 1,2-alpha-mannosidase activity. NCBI's taxonomy places the organism in Eukaryota, Metazoa, Arthropoda, Insecta, Diptera, Drosophilidae. Gene Ontology annotation, cellular component: endoplasmic reticulum; membrane. The record is from RefSeq and is a predicted model, not a curated record.